UGUAUAGUCUAGGCCGGGAGAAAAGUGAUACCACUAAUUUCUACAAUCCUUUUCAAAUAAGCGCAUCUCUCUCUUUUUCAUGUUUUUUCAUUUAUUUUUGUUUGUUUGUUUUUUUGAUAAUUUGCGAAGUUGCGUUCUCUUUUUUUGUGUAUGUUUUUGUUUUGAAUGAGACCGUUCCGGAUUUUACGACUUUGAUCGUAAGUAAAUAUGGCGGUUUUGGAGGCGACGAUAAAAAUAGAGGCGAUGGUUGAGAGGUGGUAGAGUUGAAUUUUAAAAAGACAAGAGACAUUCUGAAAUAUUUUUUGUUUUAAAGUAUCAUAUUUCUUAUAGACCGUUAGAUGUUAAAUUUUUUUAUUCCACAAUAAUAUACUGUUUUAUAAGCCUAGCUAAGCCAAAUAUAAUGUCAACAGAAUCUUCUAUAAAAGUUGGAGUAUGUGUUUCUCCACUGACUGAUGAAGACCGAGAUGGUAAUUUAAAGGAAAUAAUAACGACAGAGGAUUGUGAAGUUAAAGUAUGCAUGGGGGAAGGAAGAGGUCAAAAAUCUUAUGAAGUAGAUUUUGAGCCAUUUUAUUUUGGCACUGAUUCAUCAAAGGGUAUCCAGAGUUCCAUUACCAAGGUUUGCAGCUCCAUUGGUAAUGUUGUUCUUGACCAGGCCUAUGCAGGCUUUAACACCACUCUGUUUACUUAUGGUGCAAAAGCAACAGGCAAAUCAUCUAUGCUGUAUGGCAAAGCUAAGGAGGAUGGAAUUAUCACCUUUACGCUUAAAGGAUUGUUUCACAUGGCAGGUGAAUAUGAUAAGGAAACGUCAUUUAGAUGUGAAAUCAGCUUUUUUGAAAUUUGUGGUGAUAUGAUUACAGAUCUUAUUUCGAAGCGUGGCAAUAUAAAAUCACAGGAAGGGGUUUCAAAGCUUAAAGUGAAAGAGGAUGCAACAAGAGGAACUUAUGUUGAUAAACUUAGUCGUCAUAUUGUUACAGAUUACGACGAAGCAAAAGGAUUAUAUAACAAGGGACUUAAGAGCAGAAAUCGCCUGGCUGCACUUGAUCCAGAAUCGAAAGAAACAUCUCAUUCAAUAUUCAACAUAAUUUUCACACAGGCCAGAUUAAAGGAUGGUUUCCCUAUGGAGCUUAUCAGCAAAGUAAAUAUUAUCGAUCUUGCUAGUCGCGAUGGAUACAAGGGAAAUAUGAAUGGUAUCAACGAAAUGCUGAACGAUGAAGAUUCUUUAGAAUCUGAAGAAAAGCAAGGACCACUUGAAGUUUUAAAUGAGGUCAUCAGUGCACUAGCAGCACAGAAUUAUGGUUCGAUAAAUCCCAUGCGAAGUUAUGGGUCAAUCAACCCUAUGCGUAGCUAUGGAUCUAUAAAUGGAAAGUCUGGGAUCCCGUAUGAUGAGUCGAACUUGACGUUGUUAAUGAAAGAUGCACUGGGAGGGAACUGUGAAACCAUCAUGCUCUGCUGUGUAUCUGCAUGUGAAAAGUCGUUGCGUGAUACUUUGUGCACAUUGAAACAUGGUAACCUUGCUCGCCAUAUAAAGAAUAAACCAAUUUUAAAUGAGGAUCAGAAUGUUAAACUCAUUCGCGAAUUAAGGGAUGAAAUCGACAACUUAAAGAAAACUCAAACUGCGCCGUCCGCUGGCAAGCAGAAAGAUGUUCUACGUAAGCUAAAACGCGACCAAGAAUUGAUGAAUAGACUAACUGGUAUUUGGGAAGAGAAAUGGAGCAAAGCACAACAGAUGAUCGAAGACAAAUCUUUAAACGUUUCCGAUAUUGGCGGCGUUGGACUGAAGCUAGAAACAAAAGAACCUCAUUUUGUGAGUUUAGGUGGUGGACGACUUAGUGUUGGUAUCAGCAUUAUUCCUGUAAAUAAAGGUUUUACAAGAGUCGGAGCUGGUGGAGAUGGAAUUGAAGUGGAUUUGUUGAUACAAGGGAAAGGUAUUGCUAGUGAGCAUUGUCUUGUGGAAUAUGACGGAGAUGCUGUUGUUUUGCAUCCAAAGAAUGAACUUGUUUCCAUUGAUGGAAUCCCUCUAACUGAACCAACGAGACUACCACAAGGCUGCAUGAUAUGUCUUGGAAGGAAUAACUACUUUCGUUUCAAUCAUCCUCGAGAAGCAGCCAUGAUAAAGGAACAGUACAGUAACGCCAGAUUCUCAAUAGUUCCUGACGGCGUGUACCCAGAUAUUCAACUAGCCAUUGAACAACGGCGAAAAGAAACGCAAGAGAAGGAGACUUUACGUGCUGAAAACAAACGCUUAUUAGCGAUGGAGCAACAAUAUAUGCAAGCGCUCGAACGACUCGAAUUCGAGAAAGAUCAACUCGAACAUGAAAAGACGAAACUUCAGAUCUUACAACAACAGCAAGAAAACGUGGCCAAUCAAUUCGAUCGGAACGUGUCAAUCCAAAUCGAAGAGUUGAAACUGCAUAAACAGGAGGUUAAAAGACUGCAAAUCGAAAAGGAAAAAAUAGUAGCGAAAGAAAAAGAAAUAGAGGCGGCUGCCUCUAAAGCUGGGAAAGAAAGAGAAGAAAAAGAAGAACAACGAAAGAGUGAGCGAGACAGAAUUCUUUCAGAGCAAGCCUCAUUGGAUUUACAAGAGUUCGAAGCGUUGGAGAAAUCGUUAAAUAACAACAGCGGUGGAGGCCCGCGCAACAUUACAUCGAAGGCGAUGGAGUUGGAAUCGGACAAACAGCGACUUGCUUUGCUAGAGCUCGACCUCCUGACUGACGAUCUGGAGUACCAUGAUCAGUUUCAAAAACAACGUGAUGAACUCGAGAUCGAAAAAGUUCAUUUGGAGAACAUGGAAAAACAACACAAAGAACUUGAGAGAAAUCUAUCCGACCAGAUCGCAAGGUUGCAGAAAGAAAGAGAAGUCGAGCUAAUGAAGAUCGAAAAAGAAAAACAUAGAUUACAAGCUCUGGAUGAACAACAAACUGAAGCCAUUAAAUUGAUCGAACUUGAACGUUCAAAAUUAAUGUCUGCGAAGGAAACCGAACAACAAAAACUUGAAAAAGAACGAGAAGCUCUUCGAGAGGCUGAGAACGAGCGCAUGCGCGUUUUACAAAAGGCCGUAGACGAUCAAGAAAAAGAGCGCGAAAACAUUGAACGAGAAAAAAUGCGCUUGUUGGACCUCGAAGAAGAACAUAAACGUGCGUUGGAAGAGCUUCAAAAAGAUAUGGUAUCACAACAAGAAAAGCUCGAACGCGAGCGAAAACUCGAACUUGAAUAUAUCGAAACUGAACAGCUCAUGCUAGAAGAGUUAGAACAAAGACAGUUUGAAUCAGCAAGACAAAUCGAGUAUGAAACUCAGUUAAUACGACAUCAAGUGGAACAAGAGAAAGAGGAUGAGAAGAAAAGAUUUGAAGUUAACGAAAGAUACGUGUCCGAGUUAAAGAAACAGCAAGAACUGGCGUUAAAGCAAGCAGAAGAAGAGCGAAGAAAAAUGCAAAUCAAACGCGAAGAAGAGCAGCGACAAUUACGAGAAGAGCGAGAGAAGCUGGUUAAGCUUGAAGAUGAAUAUAAAGACUUUGUGAAGAAGCUUGAAAAAGAAAAAGAAGAACUAAGGAUCACUUUUCAAAAGGAGAAAGAAGAGGAGAUUGCAAAAAUGAAGGAGGAAUUCUCUUCUUUGAGUCAGUCAUCGUCACCUUCAUCGCCGGUUGGUCAAUCCAAGAUGUUCACGUCAGAUUUUGAUCCGAAUCUGUUGGUCAGAAAACACACGACUGAAAUUAAAAUGCAACAGAUCGAAGAAGAAAGACAUCGUUUGAGCGAGCUGAAGAAGCAGGCGGCAGAGAAAGCGGAGUUUGAGUGGCAGGAGAAGAAGCGCGAAGUUGAGCGACGCGAAACAGAAGAGAAAGAGAUCGAAACGAAAAAAGAACUGCUUGAGAAACUUAAACGAGAACAGGAAAUGAAAGCCGAGGAGGAGAGGAGGAAGAUUCAGGAGGAAACGGAAAAAAUGAAGCGACAUGAAGAAUUAUUAAAGCAACGAGAGAAGGAGCUUGCUGAACUUCACAAGGAGAGAGAGCGAAGAGAAGAGCUAGAACGAAUGUUGCAGAAUGAAAAAAACAACGAACACCUACUAGAGCAAACGUUGAACGAAGAAAAAGAGCGUUUGACCACGUUAGAAAAAAGCUUUGCGGAGGAGAGAUCGAAAAGGUUGGAGAUCGAAAGAAGGUUACACGAAGAAGAAACGCGAAACCGUUUGAUAAACGAAGAGAAGAAAAAGCCGCACGAUACUAGAAGUAACGGCACGCUCAGUACCGGUAACAAUGGAACGCUGAAACGAAGAGUUCCUUCCUAUACCCUAUCACUUCGGUCCGGUCAUUCGUCCGGAAACUCAGAAGAAAUCAACUUGCUUCACAAUAUCCAAGCUGCAGGUCACGUGGUCGAAAACUGUCCAAGCGUGAAAAUAAAUAGAUACUCGUGCCGAGGCUACCUUUUAAAAAUGGGAAAAUCUAAACUGAAAAUUUCCUGGAAAAAAAGGUGGUUUGUAUUCGACCGUAAACUAAGAGCACUAUGUUAUUAUCAAGACGAAAGGAAAACGAAAUCAAAAGGGAUUUUAUAUUUCCAAUCCAUCCAAGAAGUAUACGUAGAUUCGAGUAUUAAAAGAAGUCCAAAUCCUAAAACGACAUUUUGUGUGCGCACUCCGCAGAGGACGUAUGUGUUAUCCGCUUCUUCGCCUGUUGCUAUGAGUAUUUGGAUCGAUGUGGUAUGCACUGGGAAGGAGGGUGUUUUUUCAGCUAUGACCCUAUAGUUGUUAUAAUAUCUAACGGUUUCCACCGCUGAGAAUGAGUUUAGGAUUUGUUCGGAUGAAGUCGCGUACCUGAUCUAUCCACUCCACUCACUGAGUUGGUUGUGACGAAGACAAAAUUUGCUGAUGUAAGCAACAAUAUGUUAUUCAAAAAUUGACGAUAACGACAAUUUAGCUAUACGACCGCAGUAAUGAAAUUUGUUGUGUUCAUGGAAUACCAACUUAGUGCAAAGCAUCAUUAACGUAGCAAUCUCGCAAAGCAUAAUAACAUAUCCCAGAAUACAUUACAGUCCUCCCUUUCUUCACUUCUCAACUUUCAGCUGCAUCGGGAAAAGUGGAUAUUUUAUGUAGGCAAACGUUUAACCUGUAUCCUUCUUUAUCUGUUUUAUCAGUGGCUUUCGUUGCCGUAAGAUUGUGUGUAAUUUUCACGUUUUUACAAUUCCAAAAUAUUACCUGCGUAUAUGUCAUUUUGUCGCGUAAACUAAAUUUGUAAAACAUUACCUUAUUGGAAAAAACCCUGGUAAAAUUGAUUAAUUUUAAGGGUCGGUAACAAAAGUUAUCCUGGCUAGAAAUUUCCUCCCUUUUCUCAGUAACUAACGAAUUUUAAUAACUGCAGAAGAGUGGAAGGUAAUCUUUACCGGAAACUUAAUUUCAGCCGGGCAAGCGGCUGAUUCAAUGCAGUAGCGACUAAAAUUUUCCGACUAACGUUAAAAUACCGGUUUUUUUUCCAGAUAAGGUACUUCGCUUGUAUCGUGUAUCGUCCUUUGUCUAGCGGUAGUUAAAUAUAGAAAAAUUUAGCUUCGUUUACACUGUCGACGUAUAUUAGAUAUUUUUCAAAUUCUCAAUUUCUAUUUUCUAUAUCAGAAACAAUUUAUAUAAGUUUAUUUUUUUAUUUUAUUUUUGUAUAUAUUUAUUUUUUCCAUAUUGUUAGUGAAAUUAUUUUGUGCGAUAAAACCUUUGCUUGGACUGGGUUUAGAUUUUUGUUUGACUAGCCGGAACACCUGCACCUUCAAGGCGUUUUUCGAGACUUUAAUUUCACUUAACUCAUCAGUUCACAGAGCUCUUAUAACUCGAAAUAUCGGUCCGUUAAUUAAUCUGCCGUAAUACAAUCUUCGUUUCAUUUCACACCUUUUCUGAGUUUAUUUUCUUUGAUGUACCGCCUUAUAAAUUAUUUAUAAAAGAUAUUUAAAACCAUCACUUAAAACUUGAUGAACCUCGAAAUCAAGAAAAGAAAUUGCUAUAUAUUAGAUUAUUUCUUCUCAAGGUAAUUUUCGCGACCUUCGCGAUUUCUCGUUUUGACUAGAUCGUACUACUAUACAUAAAAUUUCGCAAAAUUUAAUCCACGUGGUAUUUAUCCGCUAAAAUGAGUCCUCGCGAAAUCAUGACGUUUGCAAAAAUAUAAGGUGCUAAAUUUUUUUGUUAUUUUUAAUUUCAGUUAUCUCGAAAACACGGGUAGCAGUUUCCCUAUAUUUCCCGAACUAUAGCCCCAGUUAAUGAAGUCGUGGGACCUGACAAUCGAUAGGAAGCUUGUAAUUUAGCAACUUUAAGAUGUAUUAAAAGAUGUAAAUUCAGUUUAUUUAUAUUGAAGAUACGACUUUUGUA
Molecule: messenger RNA, 6334 nt
Organism: Hydractinia symbiolongicarpus
Lineage: Eukaryota; Metazoa; Cnidaria; Hydrozoa; Anthoathecata; Hydractiniidae
Product: pleckstrin homology-like domain family B member 1
Exons: 22
Coding region: 401-4735 (1444 amino acids)
Biological process (GO): microtubule-based movement
Molecular function (GO): microtubule binding; ATP binding; microtubule motor activity
Source: RefSeq, a predicted model, not a curated record